Apis florea (little honeybee) is the source of this 863-nucleotide messenger RNA. Its product is annotated as dynein regulatory complex subunit 3. Gene Ontology annotation, cellular component: cilium. Gene Ontology annotation, molecular function: protein binding. The record is from RefSeq and is a predicted model, not a curated record. NCBI's taxonomy places the organism in Eukaryota, Metazoa, Arthropoda, Insecta, Hymenoptera, Apidae.
AAUAUAAAAUAAAUUUUUCUACUCUAUGUCAAGAACUUUGUGAAGUAGGAUUAAAAGAAUAUGAUAAACGUUUAGAUGAAUAAAUCUUUAUAAUAUUGGUGUAAAUGAAGGAAAAAAUAUUUCACAGAAUCAAGGAAGGAUGAUUGUAAAUGAAGUUUUGCAAACUAAAGCUGUCACAUUAGUAAAUAUUAAACAAUUAUUAAAAAAAUUAGUUGAAGAUAUAGAUGCUGCUACAUUAGAAGAUAUAACUCAAAAGGCACAACAACUUUCUCAAGAAUUUAAUAAUAUAGUAACUGAAACAUGGACAAAAUUAAUGACUAUUGAAGUUGAUCUGCAUGAGCAAAUGCAGGAUAUAAAUGAAAUAUUCAGAAUUAAUAUUUCUGAUAUGAUAGAAUCUUUCUUAACAAUUGCACGAGGAUAUUUUUCACAAUUACGUAAUUGUGAAGCAGAAUAUAAUGACACUAUUAAUGGGUUAAUUUUAUAUUAUCUUAGUGGUUUUGGAGAGGAUCAAAAACUACCUCGUCAUUUAUUAAAUUUAUGUGAAGAUAAAGAUAUGUUAAAUUAUAAUCUUAAUAAUUCUCAUGAAAGACAUUUACAGGUAAUAGAUGCUCGAGAAGAUAGCAUGGUAAAUCGAUUAAGAAAUUGGCUUAAAGAAUAUAAUGAAGAAUUAUCAAGGCAAGAAAUUGAAAGAAAUAAUCAACAAGCAUUAGAAAUAGCACACUUUGCAGACUCUCAACAAGAAGAAUUUUUAUAUCUCUUACAGCAAUUAAAUAUUAGUGAUCCAGAAGUUAUAUUAGCACUUGAAACUAUUUAAAAUUUAAUAGAAUAUUUCUUAAAUAAUUCAUAAAAAUAAGUAUUUAAAA